UCUUCAUUUUUGGGGGGAGAGGCUUUCAACAAUCAUUAAUUGGUGGUGAGCUGAACAAGGCUCUUCAUUCUGCUUUAUGGUGGAAUAUUUCACUCAGCAAAAUGUACAUCAGAUAUCUUGGAUUUCUUCUUCUAAUUUGGUUUCCUGACUUGCUACAUGCACAAAGUGCAAAACAGUCUUGUCGUACUCCCCGACUGGAUAAUGGUUAUUUUGAGACUGUAGAGAUUUAUCCGGAUGGACAGAGCCUCAUUUAUGCCUGCGAUAAAGGACAUAAGCCAGCCGUGGAAGGUUGGUGGGCAACAAGCAUAUGUGAAAAUGGCAACUGGUCUCAUACACCACAAUGUAUAGACGAAAAAGCCUGCAUUCCACCAAACAUACCCCAUGCAGAACACAAUCAGGAACAAGAUUGGUAUAAGGAGGGACACGUAUUUAGAGUAUCAUGUCAAAAGGGAUAUGAGCAUAAAGACAGGAAUGCAACAACUACAUGUUCAAAUGGAGCAUGGACCCUUCAGCUGGUCUGUGAGAAAACUUCCUCAGCAUGUGGUGAGCCUCCUAAAAUCCCCCAUGCAGUGAUCAUUAAUCAGGAAUACCAGGAUUUGUUUGCUGCUGAUUCAGUACUACAGUAUGAAUGUGAAGAAGGAUUUACUGUAGAAGGAGUAGACACCAAGAAAACCAUCAUUUGCAUCAGUGGAAACUGGAGUACAGUCUCACCGUGCCGCAGUACAGGAAGUGGAUCCACAGUGGGGGUAACAAAUGGUGGACACACUACAUCUACAAAACCUACAGGUCGAGGCAAGGAAACCAGACCAAGUACUGGACCUGAUGAAUCCACAGUGGGGGGAAGAGGCAGUACAGGAAGUGGAUCCACAGUGGGGGUAACAAAUGGUGGACACACUACAUCUACACAACCUACAGGUCGAGGAUCUUCUACCACUUCUGGCUCAAAUGACAGAAACAGUCAACCUUUAUUAAUAUCAAUUGGGAACUGUGGAGAUCGUCCAGUCAUUCCAAACGGUGAUGUUGUGGAAACAGGUGACAAGUAUUUGAAAUACAAAUGUGUGGCUUAUCACGAACUAGUUGGAUCAGAAACAGUGGUGUGUUACAGUGAUGGCACUUGGUCACAAACACCCGUCUGCAAAGAAUCAUUCUGUGUCAUCAAUCCUGCUCAAUUUGCUGGAUAUAAUAUUCAAUUUUAUGGAAGUGAAUAUAUGGAGGAAGGAGAGAGGAAGUACUAUAACUGUGGUUGGCAAUAUUUCAGCAGCUUGUUUGAGUGCACUAAUCAACGACUUAGUGUUACUCGGUGUUGUCAUUAUAGUGACCACCGUCGAGGACAGUGCAAAACAUUACCACUGGCCUCUGGUUAACUCUCCAUCAAGUGAAAACAAAAGUCAAGUUGGAAACUAUUGAACAACUUCCACCAGAAAACAACUACACUCAAAAAAUGUUUUGAUUUAAUUUGAUUUGAUUGAUUCAAAGAUGCAAUUGUUUUGUCUGUUGUUGUUGUUUGUAGUACAUACACACACUGUUUAGAUAGCAGAUUAUUCUGUGACUAUCAGCACAAUCUUAUGACAGGAACUGUAAUGCACUAAUAUCAUGAUCAAUAAACAAAUCAAUAAAGUGUGAA
Molecule: messenger RNA, 1624 nt
Organism: Scomber japonicus (chub mackerel)
Lineage: Eukaryota; Metazoa; Chordata; Actinopteri; Scombriformes; Scombridae
Product: complement factor H-like
Exons: 12
Coding region: 102-1364 (420 amino acids)
Source: RefSeq, a predicted model, not a curated record